AUGGCUGAGAACAAAAGACAAGCGGCUCUCGAAGCCGAGAUAACAAACAUGGCUAACAAAGCCACACAUAGUGGAAUCUAUAAUGCAGGACCAGGGGAGUUCUUUAAACCAAAACCCCCUGACAAACAAGUACCUGUGGAACCAUCAGAACAGAGGUUGGACGCCAUUUACGACGAAGAGCCUCUGGGAUUUGAGAAAGAUCCAGUAACGUCAAGUGCAAAGAUGUUAGCGCAAGGUCCUCUCGAAGAGACUGAUCUCGGAGAUGGAAGUGCAAAAAGAAUUACCUACAUCAGCGCUAAACUAGACCCAAAGUUGAAAGUGAGAGUUAUUGAAUUACUAAGGAAGAACAAAGAUUGCUUCGCUUGGGAUUACGAUGAGAUGCCUGGUUUGAAGAGAGACUUGGUCGAAUUAAAGCUCCAUAUAAAGGAUGGCAAGAAGCCCAUCAAGCAGACCCCAAGAAGAUUCACACAAGAAAUCCUCACAAAGAUAAAGAGGUCGAAAGACUUCUUCGUUGCAAUUUCAUCAGGACCACAAGAUUUUCGUGAUCUAAAUGCAACAACCCCUAAGGAUGAGUAUCCAAUGCCUGUGGCAGAGAUGUUGGUUGACUCAGCCGCAGGCCAUGAGUAUCUCAGCAUGCUUGAUGGAUAUUCUGGCUAUAACCAGAUUUUCAUCGCAGAAGAAGAUGUUUCUAAAACAACUUUUCGAUGUCCAGGGGCAAUAGGCACUUAUGAGUGGAUAGUCAUGCCUUUUGGCCUAAAAAACGCUGGGGCAACAUACCAGCGAGCAAUGAAUUCUAUAUUUCAUGAUUAUAUAGAGACAUUCAUGCAAGUAUACAUAUAUGACAUUGUUGGAGAUUUUCUGGGCUUUAUGGUCCACAAAAAGGGGAUAGAGAUCAAUCAGAACAAGACGAAGGCUAUUAUGGAGACCAAAGCACCAUCAACCAAGAAAGAAUUGCAAUCAUUAUUAGGAAAGAUAAACUUCCUGAGAAGAUUCAUCUCGAAUUUAAGUGGUCGAACUCAAGCCUUCUCUCCCCUUCUGCGCCUGAAACAAGGGAAGUUCGAAUGGAACGACGAACACCAAAAGGCAUUUGACAAGAUCAAGCAUUAUCUGACAAAUCCUCCUAUCUUGGCACCACCAUGUGGAAAAAAGCCUAUGAGACUGUAUAUAUCAGCUUCCGACACUACCAUAGGUAGCAUGUUGGCGCAAGAGAAUGAAGAUGGCGUCGAAAUAGCCAUUUAUUACCUUAGUAGGGUUUUAAAUGAUGCAGAAACUAGAUACACUUCAAUAGAAAAGUUGUGUCUUUGUCUGCAUUUCUCUUGUACUAAACUCAAAUAUUAUAUAAAGCCUGUUGAUUUAUACGUCUCUUCGCAUUUUGAUGUUAUCAAGUAUAUGUUAUCUAAGCCAAUAAUGCACAGUCGAAUUGGCAAAUGGGCGUUAGCGCUCACUGAAUACUCUCUAACCUUUAUGCCUUUAAAGGCAAUGAAGGGACAAAUAGUAUCAGAUUUUAUUGUAGACCAUGCACUGGUCGAAAAUCCUCAAUUUCAAGUUGAGUUGAAACCUUGGAAAUUAUUCUUCGACGGUUCCACUCAUAAGAAUGGAAGUGGGGUUGGGAUAAUGUUACUCAAAAAAUUCGAAUACGUCGACAUAAAACAUGUCCCUAGAAUAAAAAACCAAGAGGCUAAUGACUUAGCACAAAUAGCCUCAGGGUAUAGAAUUUCAAAAGAAAAGCUAGAAGAACUUGUCGAAGUAAGAGGAAAGGCAAUGGCUGCUAGAUUAUCUCCGACAGAUUUGGAAAGCACCCAGUUAGGAUAUGCUAACAAAGAGGAGUUCGAAGUUUUGGCCAUUGAUACCUUGAUAGAUACAGAUUGGAGGAAUCCAAUUAUUAAUUAUCUCAAGGACCCUUCGACAGACACAAAAAGAAAAACCAAGUACAGGGCUUUAUCUUAUGUACUGAUAGGGAAUGAGUUAUUCAAGAAAACCCCUGAAGGGAUCCUGUUGAAAUGCUUAGGAGAAAGCGAAGCUUACUUGGCAUUAUCUAGUGUACAUAGUGGAGCUUGUGGAGCACAUCAGGCAGGCCAUAAGAUGAAAUGGUUGCUUUUCAGAUAUGGAAUGUAUUGGCCCACCAUGUUAAAGGAUUGUAUAGAGUUUGCUAAGGGUUGCCAAGAAUGUCAAAUACAUGCAGGAAUUCAACAUGCUCAUGCAAGUGAACUUCAUACAAUUAUUAAGCCUUGGCCCUUCAGAGGUUGGGCAUUAGAUCUAAUUGGGGAAAUUAGACCCAAUUCAUCCAAAGGUCAAAGAUACAUACUUGUAGGAAUUGACUAUUUCAUUAAAUGGGUCGAAGCGGUACCUUUAGUAAAUGUGGAUCAAGAAACUGUCAUCGAAUUCGUUCAAAGGAAAAUUUUAUACAGAUUUGGAAUCCCAGAAAGUAUAAAAACAGAUCAAGGAUCAGUUUUUACUGGUCGAAAGAUGCAAGAAUUUGCCAAGGAAAUGGGGUUCAAAUUAUUAACAUCCACACCCUAUUAUGCUCAAGCCAAUAGGCAAGUUGAAGCAGCCAACAAAGUAAUAAUUGGGCUAAUCAAAAAGCAUGUAGGAAAAAAGCCAAAAAAAUUGGCACAAAACUUUAGACCAAGCACUCUGGGCUUGUCGAACCUCCCCUAA
Messenger RNA from Lathyrus oleraceus (garden pea), 2658 nucleotides. RefSeq lists its product as uncharacterized. Bases 1 to 2658 code for a protein of 885 amino acids. Lineage: Eukaryota; Viridiplantae; Streptophyta; Magnoliopsida; Fabales; Fabaceae. The record is from RefSeq and is a predicted model, not a curated record. Gene Ontology annotation, biological process: DNA integration. Gene Ontology annotation, molecular function: nucleic acid binding. The transcript is spliced from 4 exons.